GUUUACGGCGAGUAUCGCACACUGCUAUACGAAAAUACGCCAAAAGCGAUGAUAUAUCAAAAGUGGUGGACGAGGGGGUCCGGGAGACCAUUGACCUAAUUAUGGAUAAGCAAAGUCUUAAUAAGCCGUUUGCGCCCAAACUAUUCAUUUAUAACAUGUUCGCCAAUAUCAUCGGCACUAUAGUAUUCAGUCAAAAGUUUGACAUUGAGCAGGAUGAGUUGAAAAAGUUCAAGUACUGCACCACCGAUUUCCAAACUGACCUGGGUAACUGGUUAUUUUUGUACGAGUUUGUACCGAUUAUACGUUGUUUUAUGCGUAAUCCGCUAAUAAAAUACGCAAAGUAUAAAGAUGAAAUGAUGAAAUACAGCGUGGACAUUUAUUCGUCCCAUAAUAACACCUACAAUAAGGGUGUUAAACGCGAUUUUUGUGACACCCUUAUUAAGGCUAAACAGGAGGCAGUUGAACAGGAUAAGUUAACUGCACCCUAUUUUACCGAUGAGAACCUAGCUGCAUCCGUUAAUGACCUGUUU
Messenger RNA from Oppiella nova, 530 nucleotides. The record is from the annotation of a GenBank genome assembly. Lineage: Eukaryota; Metazoa; Arthropoda; Arachnida; Sarcoptiformes; Oppiidae.